Molecule: messenger RNA, 3039 nt
Organism: Talaromyces marneffei
Lineage: Eukaryota; Fungi; Ascomycota; Eurotiomycetes; Eurotiales; Trichocomaceae
Exons: 2
Coding region: 1-3039 (1012 amino acids)
Biological process (GO): regulation of mitotic cytokinesis
Molecular function (GO): GTPase activator activity
Source: RefSeq, a predicted model, not a curated record
AUGGAGCACGUCUCGACGCUGUGUGCCGUAAGUACUGUUGGCAUUGCUGCAACUGGUUUUGCUUUGGCACGCCGAGAGCAACCUACCAGAUUUCAGUCAUUAUCUAGCUCCAGGAACUCGACACUUCCACGCAAUUCACCACCCGACACGGUCAAUCCGAGCCUAUCUCACCAUCAGGACGCAAGCGAACGGUCUUUACAGCAGCGAACAGGAUUUCAAUCAGUUGCUACGGACUCGGGACAAAACUUGGUACUGUCACAAAGGAGGAGGGAACGGCGGCGACGACAAACCGUGACGAACCCUCUCACGAAGGCAGUAGAUGAGACCACAACGCAGGAGAGCGCGGCAGCUAGCAGCCGACCGACAUCCUCGUGGUUGAGACGGAUAUCUAUUAUAUCUUCCACCACUUCCAGUUCGCUGUCCAGCCCAACCACCGCCGCUUCGUCUGUGAAUGUACCCCCUACACAGGCACACACCCGACGGGAUUCGACCGUCAAGGCGCCAAAUAAACUGGUCAAACGUUCAAAUUCACAGCAUUCCAUAAAGCAGUCAGCAAGGGGAACAGGGCGAUCCAGAUCAAAUACUCUCGGUUUGCGCCGCCCAGCUACCAGCCAUCAACGCUCUCGUGAUAUUGCUCACCGAGCGAGUCUCGGUCAGGAACCAGACUUUUCCAUUCCACCUGCAUUUCUAGAGAGCUCGCUGGCUAGAGAAAACGAGCUAGUGGAUUUAGACAGUCAGCAUUGGAGACCGUUCUUUGGCUCUACUUUUGGCAGAAGACGUCAAGGCUCAAUAAACAAUGCUAUAGUGACCAUCAAGCCGAGUCGCCCUCCUCACCCGCGUUAUUACGUCAAUUAUCCAACCUUGAUGCUUUCAACCUUGCUUAAGAUAUCAUCUAAUGCCAGCAAUAUGGCAGCAAAACAAAGCUCUUCACAAUCACCAUCGACCGACGCCAUUCCUUUUAUUGAUCCAUUCUCACGACAUACUGAUGGUACCAAUACCAAACUUACGAAACACACCCCCCAUGAUAAACGCAGGGCAGUCCGAUCUUCGUCCAUUUCAGAUAUGUCUGUGACCAACCGCAAAUCCGGAGUGACCCCAAUGAAAAGUGAUGGUAAAAGCCCUCUAGCUGCAGCACGUUUACACGGAAAAGGCAGGAUUGUGUCAAAUCCAUUACCACGAGACUCGGGUAAAGGUGGAAGCCCCCCGCUGCGACGCAAGAGGAACUUCACCGAAUCCGAUACAUUAAACCGACCUCAGACUGCCCCCGGUGCGAACCACAUGCAUAAGAAACCCCUAAACAUGGAUGAAUCAUUUCCACCAGAUGUUUCAUUUUCUGCCGACUUGCUCAAGUCAGCGGACACUUCGCUGGCUUAUAGAAAUGGAAGCUAUGAUAACAAAUCCUCUCCCAUCCAUUAUCCCCCAUCUGGGUCAUCACCACCGAUUAUUCGUUAUUCCCGAACCAAACGUCUUUCUGGGGCGACUUCAGAUUGGGCAUCGACCGUUAUAGGCUCGGAUGAUACUCGUGUCUUCACCUCAGCGGACGAAGACGAUCAAAGUGAUUCGGUCUUCGACUCAUUUCGCACAAGAGUAUCAUCUACCAGCCAGACUGGUCGUCGUGGUCCAAACAUUGAGACAAUAUUUCGCGACGUUUCAACUGAUUUCAAGAAUUCAGGCCCCGUUGCAGUUGAAGAACUUGGUUUUGAGAAUUUGCGACUGUCACAGUCAACCCCAAGAUCCUCUUUGAGUGAUAUCGAUUCUAAUACAACUCCGGUGACACUAUCCGCUGCCAAGAAUACAGAUGCAACGCCAACACCACGUGCAAAAAAAUCCCCCAAAAACUCGCUUCAUUCAUCCCCUCUGAAGAUAUCACAGGCUCCUUGUUCUAGGGACUUGGUUUUCAGCUCUGAUGAAGAUGCAGUGCUGGAGGAUGGUGACGAUGAGUUCGACACAUCAUUUGGAGAGAAUCUCAAUUUCUUCCAGCCCUAUGCUGACCCUGAUACAAACUCUCCUUCAUUAACACGAAAAAGCUCUGCGAUCGGCAUCAAGGCAAGCGUCUUUGACUGGUCUGAACAGACAUGGAGUGAGCGUGAUCCCCAAGCUCACGAGGUUCGGCCAAGUACUGUGCAUGGAAAGCAAGGCACCAAUCCCCGAAGCACCCGUAGACCGAAUCGGAAAGCCCCAAGUGCCAUACAUCUACGAAGCCAGAGCGUACCGGUCUCUCGAGAUGGUCCGGUUCCGAGCGAAAGCCGACAACCCUCCGCCAAAUUCGGUACCUGGGGCUUGGGUCAGAAGGGAGUGAGUGAAGACUGGGAUGGCGACUUUGACUUUGGUGAGGAAGAUGACGGCGAUAAUCUAGAACUUGGUGAUGGCACAACUUCAGCGGGGCGGAUGCAUACAGUGAAGGUACCACAGGCUAUCAUGGAAUCACAAGCCAGCGUUCAUGGACAAUACGGACAAGUUCAAGAAUUGACCCUCCUCGUCGAGGAAUUGAAACGUUUGCGGAUACAAGGCAACACGUUACAAGUCAUUGAUGGACCCGCUAACGAACUUUGGAAGGAAGCAGAUGGAAUUGUUAACCUUGCAACAUUUGAAGAUGAAGACACCAAUUGGCAGAUUCCCAAUUCACCAUCAUCUUGUGGGAGCUUCGAUGAUUUCGAGAAUUCGCCAUCCCCGUCACAGAAGCCAUGGAGAAAUAAUGAUAAUGACAUGAAACGGCCACCCCUUACUCUAUGGAGCGACAUGGAUCACAACUCAAAGGGUUCUAGUAAGAAAGAGCCUGCAGCGAAGGCCAAGUCUGUGCUAGAAACAAUCUAUCAGCAACGGGAAUCUUCCGAAGCUCCAUCGGUCGAAACUGCCAGUCAGCCACCACAGAAGCUUCCUUUUGAUACGCAAUCUCUCAAGGAAUUGGUCACUCGUGCUGGAGUUGUAACUCGUGCAUUGAAGGAUGUUAUACGUCGAGCUGAGGGUGUUACAUCUAACGACGAGCCUAUCCCAUCGUCAGAUCCCCCAUUCAGUCAAAUAUUCGCUCAAAGGUCAUAA